AUGGUUGAAGGCUCUGAGAUGGACGUGCACACCCACCCCAGGGAGAGUGCGGAGCCCAGUGCCUUCACCAUCUUUGUUGACUCGCGGGCGGGCCGGGCAAGCAACCCGGCUGGGUCCUCGCUGGGGAGGCCCGGGGGCCGGGUCAGCCCAGGGGCCGUGCUGCAGAGCUCUGGGCUGGGUGAGGCUGGUAAGGCUGACGGUUCUCGGGCAGCUUGGACCAAGCUGAGCCUGUCUGCUGGCUGCCUGCAGCUGGAGCUCAGGAGGAGCGACUUCACCUCUUCUGGAAACAGGAAGCUCUUCUUUGACACCCACGCCCUGGUGUGCCUGUUCCAAGACAAUGGGUUUACGACUCAACAAGCAGAAGUCAUCAUGUCGGCGUUGGUCAAGAUCGUGGAGGCCAACAUGGACAUUGUGUACAAAGACAUGGUCACGAAGGUGCAGCAGGAGAUCACCCUGCAGCAAGUCAUGUCUAAUAUCGCCGCUGUGAAAAAGGAUAUGAUCAUUUUGGAGAAGAGUGAGUUUUCAGCCCUGAGAGCAGAAAAUGAGAAAAUAAAACUUGAACUGCAUCAGUUAAAACAGCAAGUAGUGGAUGAAGUGCUCAAAGUCCGGACAGAUACCAAAUUAGACUUCAAUCUAGAAAAGAGCAGAGUGAAAGAGCUGUACGCGCUGAACGAAAGGAAGCUGCUGCAGUUGAAGACAGAAGUGGUGGAACUGCACGCCCAGCAAGAUCGGGCCCUCACCCAGACCGACAGGAAGGUAGAGACCGAGGUCGCGGGCCUCAAAACCAUGCUGGAGGCGCACAAGCUUGACACCGUUAAAUAUUUGGCAGGGUCUGUAUUUACGUGCCUAACAGUAGCUCUGGGAUUUUAUCGCCUUUGGAUGUAAUAAACUGCCUAUUUAAAGAGAUUUCUAGGGUUUUGCCUUAAGAAUACCAGUGCAUUGCCUCUUUUUUUUUUUCUUCUGUUUCAAAUUUUAAAACUGAUUUCGGCUUCAUGCAUAUCUUUAUGCAAGUGAUGGUCGGGGAACCAAGGUGUGGAUGUCAGGAACUGGGCAGUCAUUCCUUGCAUCUCUCCUGUCCGUGACUCCAUCACUGGGUGGUGUGGACACCGCAUUGACAACGCCACUCAGCGAGCCGUGGACUGGGUCUCACCCGUGGUGCCCACCGACACCAAAUGUUUCUACAAGUCUCUACUACUUUGAAACAGAGAAGAUUUGGUCAUCUCCACUUAAAGGGCAUACUGACUUCAAUAAGUACCGAAGAAUUACCAAACUAAACCAGGAGCACCAAGUCCUCCUCACCUACCCACCCUCACACUGCUGACCCGGUACCAGAGUACUGCUUACUUCAGCUGCAGUCUACAGCGAACAGCGGUUUUGGCUUUGGGGUUGGGUGGGUGGUUGGUUUGGUGUUUUUAUUUCCAUUGUCCUAGUAAGCUCUGUUACGGUUAUUUUGAUGUGCCGUCCUGCUAGAAAAUCUUGUUGCCUGAUGACGCUCUGGUUGCAAUGGGGACUCUGUCUGACCUCCUAGAACGUGGCAUUCCCCUCCGCCCUCCCAUGGCUGGGUUGCCUGCCUGCUCAGCACGGUGCUCCGUGAGGUCUGGCUUGCUGGACAGCCUGCCUCGUCCCGGCGUCACCCGCUCUCUGACAAGGGAGCAGGCACUCGGCCGCACCUGGGGCUCUGACGCACACGCCUCUGCCUGCAACCAGCUGCCGUGGGCUCUGCGAACCAGACCCGGGGGCUGUCACGGCCGUCACCGCCCCAAUGGCGGCGGGUUUUCUCGUCCCUACCCUAACUACCUCUGUGUUAAGACACGUCGUCCUCCGUCCCGCUGGGGUGGCCGUGGAGACGCGCGUGCCCGUCUGAUUCACGCGAGAGGCGCGUGGGCGAGAGCAGGUGUGAGAGAAGCGGACGCUGGUGGAGCCUGCCCAUGCUGCUCCGUGCACGCGCGUGUGCGCGCAGCCUGGCGCCCUGACCACCCUGGGAGAGUAAGUAGGUGCCCACUGCCACGGUUCCCGCCACACUGGCUAGUAAGUGCCCACCGCCACGGUUCCCGCCACACUGGCUUAAAGUUACCUUUGCUCUGUGGGGUCCGCUCUAGAUUCUGGGACGUGCUAAGUCGGCGCCUUUUUUGGAAGCAUUUGUGUCGUCCGGAGAGUCACGGUGCGAUGUGACGUGGACAUCGGGUACUCGUAGUCUCAGCGGUAGUGAGACUUGAUCUGCUGCAAGUCCGUCAGGGCGGUCGUAUCCUGUGGGCGUCUGCUUCUCUUUCAAAGGAGAGCCCUCGGCGGAGCUGCGUGCGCGGCGGCUGCCUCGGGUGUAGACGGAGCGUGAGGGGCGUCGCGCCGUCCUUCGCUGCGGCGCGGGGACACAUCUGAGGUGCCCACUGCUGUCUGUGAGCACCCCCUGCUCUCUGAGGCGCCCCCUGCUGGCGUGAGGUGCCCACUGCUGUGUGUGAGCGCCCCCUGCUGUCUGAGGCGGUGCGGGGCAUUCGCUGAGGAUCGGCCGCGUCCUCCCGCCACUUCGCUGGGGCUUGGAUUGUGCUGCAGAGUUCUCCGCGGUACUGUGCCGCCUUUUUCUUUUUUCUGGUCUUGGGAACAAUGGAGGGUCCUUCUGAUGGCGUGGGUGGGUGGGACGCAGGCCCGGAAGCUAAGGGUGGGUGCAGGGCCCCGCUUCUGGCCUCAGGGCCUGUGUGUGGAGAGCGCUGAGCGGGAAGCACAGGUGCAUCUGGCCCAGCCGUCCCUGAGCGGGGAGAGCGCCCCUGGCCGCCGAGACUGGAGCCGGGCGUGGCGGCGGGGGCCGCCUGUGUGUGUGCAGCACGCUGCAGCCGCCCUGGGCAGAGCCUGGCGUUGCCUUCCCGGCACGGGUCGCCCUCCCUGCCCCUGCCCCUGCCCCGCCCCCGGCCUCUCUCAGGAGUCUGGGCGCCAGGUCCGCGCCCUUCCUGCCCCCUUGAUAAGCAAAACCCGCUCUGGGCAGCUCUGCUGCGGAGCCUGCCCGGGCCUCGGUGCCGGCGGGCGCCUCGGGCGGUUCUCGGCGCGCAGUCCGGCUCGACGGGGCCGGGAAGGGUCGGUCUGUGCCCUGGAAGUGUGCCCGGCUCCGCAGUUGGGAAGCCACGGGUUCCGGAAGGCAGGCGUCACUCACACCGGGAGCCUCGCUGCACUCCGUCUCCUGAACAACUGAGCCGCGGCCGGCGGUCCGCACGUGCCCUGUCGGCUCCUCGGUCCGCACGUGCCCGCGCCGUCUGUCGGCCCCUCUACCGCCUUUCCCUCCGCACCUGCGCCCCGCACACUGUCCCCUCUGUCCCCUGUCCCCUGCCCCCGGCCUCCCUGGGGCAGCCUCGCCCCACCCUCGCAGGCUGUGUUCUCGGAAUCGUGCAGCAGGUAGACGUCUCGUCUCACGGCUGGAGGACUCGGACGUUAGCUCGAGUUCAAUCAAACUUGCCGCAGCUUUCCUGGCACUAAACGCAAAACCGUGUGAACCAGCAAUACUCUGUUCUCUCUAUGAAAUGUUUGAGAAUGCCUAGUGUUUUAUUGGAAUUUUAUUCAAGAAAUAUUUAUCGUUUCACAGAUACAUGUUUAUGUUCCUUUGAUUAGAACCCAAAUCAUUUUAACCAUUGUAUUAAAUAUUCAAUUACAUUUUAUUUACUAA
Messenger RNA from Oryctolagus cuniculus (rabbit), 3646 nucleotides. NCBI's taxonomy places the organism in Eukaryota, Metazoa, Chordata, Mammalia, Lagomorpha, Leporidae. The record is from RefSeq and is a predicted model, not a curated record.